Kockovaella imperatae is the source of this 1591-nucleotide messenger RNA. RefSeq names its product autophagy-related protein 22-like protein. Gene Ontology annotation, biological process: amino acid transmembrane export from vacuole. NCBI's taxonomy places the organism in Eukaryota, Fungi, Basidiomycota, Tremellomycetes, Tremellales, Cuniculitremaceae. The transcript is spliced from 6 exons. Bases 124 to 1449 code for a protein of 441 amino acids. The record is from RefSeq and is a predicted model, not a curated record.
GCUCGUAAAGUGGGGUAUUGGACUCCCGAUCAUGUCGUUCCCUGUUUCCGAGCAGCUCCGCAUGACAACGCUGUAUGUGAGGCUAAGAUCCUAGGCCUAUGGACCAACGCGAACUCAUUCGCGAUGUACGUUAAAUCGGCCGCUGUCAUUUUCACCCUCAUCAUGCUGCUCUCGGUUGGGUCGGUGGCGGACAGACCAUACUGGCGAAAAGGGCUACUCAUAGCGUCUGUCCUAGGAGCAACCAUCUCAUCUGUGGGAUACUACUUCUUCCCACAGGAGCCAUUUGCAGCUCUGCCGCUACUGACUGCUGUCAUCAUGAUUCUGAGCAUAUCCUUCAACGUCAUGACAUCGACAUGUUUCAAUGGCUACCUCGGAGUUUUGGCCAGACGGACUGAAGAAUCUGUCUCAAGUACUAUACUCCCUUCGACGAUGGACAUAGCCAACCGUGAUCCUGGAGUCCCUGAUCAUGCCCGAGCGGCAGACGAGGAGAGACGGCCACUCCUUCGCUCCAGUCCACCAGGCAUCUCCCUUAGAAUCUCGAGAUUGUCCAGCACCGCGUUCGCGAUAGGCCUAAUUGGUUCCAUUGUCUGUCAAUUUGUGUUUAGAAAAGCCUUGGAAGCGGGAGUCAGCAUGGUCACCUGUUUCGCAGUGACAGGUCUCUGGACAUGCUUAACUGGACUCCCUGCCAUGAUCCUGCUUCCAGCUCGUGAUCCCAUCGUCAAAGAUCCCCAUGGUGUUGGCUAUGAGGAUAGCGAUCCUGUCACUCAAAAACCUCUUCGUUCGACAACAGCAUUAUUGCGACUGUUCAAGAGCCUGGGAGAAAUGUCAAAUCUGCGCUUCGCGAUGCUGAAUUGGGUCUUAGCAAGCGAUGUCUGCCAUACGAUGCCUUUGGUACUCAUCCUUCAAUCGACAGAUCAGCUCGCUUUCACACCAGCCGACGUAACCACCAUUGCGCUCAUAGCCAUGUCCGCUGGAGCCGUCUCGAGUACUCUCAUGCCUCAUGUACAGGCGUAUACCCGUAUCACCACCAAACAGAUCUUGCUGGUUUGCACAUUCAUAGCCGGAAUUCAACUCCUGAUGGGUAGCUCCACACUCCUGAAUCCGCAUUGGGGCUACAAGAGCAGAAACGCAGUCUUUGGGACAGUGGCCCUGGUCGGCGUGGGCUUCGGAGGAUACUACAGUUACGCAAGAGCGCUCUGGGCGGAGUUGAUCCCCAAGGGUCGCGAGACUUCCUUCUUCUCACUAUAUGCCAUUGCGGACCGAUCUGCUUCGUUUUUUGGCCCUCUCAUGGUCGCCGCCAUCACCCAAUCGACGGGUCGAUUCGAUUACGCCUGGUUUCUCUUGUUGAUCAUGAUGUUGCUGUCCAUUCCGCCCUUACUCUGGGUUAACGUGGAGCAAGGCAAGAUCGAGGCGGAUCGAUAUUUGGAGAAGGAGGAGCAUCGACCGUAGCUGCGAUCCGACACGUAGUUCUCACCAAAGACACAGAAGAAUAGAGAGUCCUGUGCCCCUCCACCUACCUAUAUUUUCAAUUUAAUGAAAAUCACCGGAAAUGACGGAGGCGUAUGCAAGGCAGCAGCACCCAACGUCAUGA